Molecule: messenger RNA, 9399 nt
Organism: Coregonus sp. 'balchen'
Lineage: Eukaryota; Metazoa; Chordata; Actinopteri; Salmoniformes; Salmonidae
Source: the annotation of a GenBank genome assembly
AUGAGUGACGUGUGGCUCACAAAGCCCGCCCAGGACCAGUCCUCAGGGAGUGGGCACACAGUGGCCACGUCACUCCAUCCCUAUAUCACAGACCCCAUCACCUCCAAGCGCAUCUGCUUCUACAAGAGCGGUGACCCUCAGUUCAGUGGCCUGCGCAUGGUCAUCAACAACCGCACCUUCAAGACCUUCGAUGCCCUCCUAGACAGCCUCUCCAAGAAGGUCCCGCUGCCUUUCGGAGUAAGGAACAUCACCACCCCCCGAGGGGUCCAUGCAGUGCACACACUAGAUGAACUGGAGGAUGGGAAGGCCUACAUCUGCUCUGACCAACAGAAGGUCAAAUGCAUCAACAUGGCAGUAGCCAGUAAGAAGCGGCCACCCUGGUACAAUGCCCGCCCCAUGAGCGCCCGGCAUCGGGCCUUGCAGCUGGCCAAACAGAACCCUGGCAGGCCCAUGCGCAAAAAGACCCCUGUCAUUGUACGCACACCUAAGAGGUUGAUGAUAUUCCGGAAUGGGGACCCUAGUGUCAAACAUAAUCUGAUGCUACAGAAGAGAACUACUCCCACAUUUGAGGCUCUGCUGGAUUAUGUGUCCGAGUUGAUGCACUUUCCUGUGGUCAAACUACACACACCAGAUGGAAGAAGGGUAAGUGCUCUUCCCAUGCCUAUGGACUCUAAAGUUACUGCUAUUAGCAAUUCAGAUUUGCUUGUUAUUGUUUAGAAACACAUAUUUCAUAUGUUUCAUCUCAAGCUCCAGUUAGACAGGAAACCAGUGCUGAUACUGUAACCAAACACAUGGGCUUCUCCUUUAGAGGUUCAGGUACUCAACUCUUACCUCACACAACAUGCAUUGGCAUUAUUCUGUGAUGGCCUCACUUCAUGACUGGAGGUGACCCGGCCCCAACUGAUUGGCAGCAUGUUGUCUGACUGACCCAUAAUAGUUGGACUCACAGCAGGACCCCAGGCAGCAGUAGGUCUAACCCAUAAAUUAAGCUCCUCAAUUGAUAUACCCUAUUAACUGAGAAGGCAUUCUGGGAUACUGUUGCUAGGGACCUCAAUUUAUGAUAUCAAUUCCAUUUUACUUCUGAUUUUAGGUACACACAGUAUUUCGGUACAUAUUUUGGAUACAUACAGUAUUAGCCUUAAGUCAUGAUUCUAAAAGUAAUCAUUAAUAGAUGCCGUUCACAUCAAAAUCUAAUUCCACUAUUACAGUUAAAUAUUUCAUUUGUCUGUCUGCAGGUGGAUGGGCUUCCAGCUCUGAUUUUAUGCUCUGGGAUUGUAGUAGCUGCCGGUCGGGAGGCCUUUAAAUCUGGAAACUACAAGUCACAGAAAUCUUCUGCUCCAACAUGGCUGCCUGCUAGACGAAUGGCAUCGAAAAGACUAAAGCAACCAGCAUCCCGUAAGUCUCAUUAUGGUCACUCAACAUUUUGUAUGUAUUUUGAAGCAUGUUUUUGUUUUGAUGUUUAAAAAAAUAAUUUGGACAGCACCUGCCUAUUAACUGGCAUGUUUUGCAUUACUUUGAGAAUAUUGAAAAUGCAUUGUUAAACAUUCAUGUAUGUCACAUCUACAUUUCUACUGUCUGUACAGUAGUAAUAUAUCCCCUCCAUGUCUACAUACCUGUACGGGAUAAGCAGUGGGAAAGUGCUGAGACAUUACGAUCAUCCAUAAUACCAUAGUUGACCUACAUAGGCCUACUCUCUUCAGAUGUGGCCAGUCAUUAUGCAGUAUGAACUGUGUGGACCGUGGAUCUGGUUUUCUUAACUAUUGUUUUUGUUCUCUUUUUCUUUGCUGACCUGCUGAAACAUCCUUGCUUCCAAAAAACAUCCAUCCAUCCUCCACCUCCCCUCAUACACUACACUAAAUCUUCUCCAAAGGGAAAAAGAAACCUGUAUCCAGCGGCAAAUCACAGCUUUUCUCCCCAUCGUCAGAGAGAUACUUAGUGAAUCAGAUAAACCACUGCAUUGCAGGAAGUCAGUGUGACUUCCCCAGUAACAACGCAGAAUCUGUGGAGCUGGAGGCUGGCCAUUUUCUGGAGUCAGUGGCCGAAACGGACGCCGACACCUACCAUGGAGAUAAGGGUGAAGGGGCAGACAACUGCAUGCCCGGUGACGAUGACAUUGAGAAGUCCUUUCGGGUGAACCAGGAUGGCAGCAUGACAGUGGAGAUGAAGGUGCGACUGACCAUCAGGGAGGAGGAGACCAUCCACUGGACCACCACCCUGAGCAGGUCCAGUGUGGCCAACCAGCUCAGUGUGGCUGAGUCUGAGCUGGGGAACAGUUCUCCUGAGUCCAACCUCCUGCCACCAACACAACCCAACACCAUGGGCACCAUCAAUGGGUACAAUGCUAAAAGGGAUGAUCAUGAUGAUAAGGAUGAUAUGUCUCCAGAGGCCAGCGGACUUACCAGUGUGGAAGUGGACAAUGAGGAUGAUGCUAAAACACAGGUGGAUGUGGUCUCUCCCAGGAGGGCUCCUACCCCAGGACCCAGGAGAUACAGACAGAAGCAGGUCUCAGUGGAGAGCAUCAAAACAAUGUUGGGAAACGAGAUUCAGGAGAACAUGGUCGAUUCUAACUCCUACAGAGAGACAACUGAGAACGGAGAGGUAAAGGAGGAAUACUGCAUGGUCAGACAGUGCAGCAGCAAGCCAGUUCCUAAACCAAGGGGAGUUGUCUCUGUGGAUAUCAACAAUUACAAUAAGACUCAAUCCACUUUUAAAUCAGGCGUGGCUGAGAUAUUGCAGAUCCAAAAUGGCGGGGAGGAAGUCAUAGAAAGUGUAAUGCACAUAUACGAGAAGCAGACCUGUCAGGACAAUUUCCUGGCUAACAGCCAGUACAGUGUCCAGGGUGUGUCCAUGUAUGGGAUGAUGUACGGAAGACCAGCCACGUCUGACACAGCCCGCUUCUCCUCUAGUAAUGACUUGGGGCUGGAGCUGGGUAGACCAUCUAAAGCCUCAAAGUCAAUCAGUGGGUGCAGGGCUGACCAGUCUCUUGCAUCUGACUUCACUAUCCCCAAAUUUAAGGCUGGAGGAUCUCUCCAAAACAAUCGGGUCCUAAAUGUCCAUAAAACCCCUCUCUCCAAGCCCACCAAAGACAAUGACACCCCAGAGUGGGUCUCUGAAGCAAGCAAAGAAAACUCCACCACUGGUGUAAAGAAAGUCAAGAAAAUGUUCUCAAAGCCCAAAGUGAAAAAGAACCAGGUUCGUAAGAGUACAACACCAGACAAAAGACGUAAAGAGAGUAAUGCAAAUGCUCCUGAAAACAAUAAAAGACUGAACACUGCGGGGUUUAGAAGCAAUGUAUCCAUAAGGAAAAUGUAUGGACCAAAACCUGCCAGAAGUCUCAUCAAAAACAAAAAGAAACUAAAAGGAAAGGAAAUCAAAUUAAAUAUUGAAAACCCAAAGGAAUCAUCAGUGAAAGAACUAAAUGUCAGUGAAAAUAGAAACAAGACUUCAGUUUCAGUAAAGAAGAACGUAUUGCAUGUUUCAUUUCCUACGGAGGCCAAGGUGGAGGGAACACUAAAAAGGCAGAGGUCCAUGCACAAGGAGAGAAAGAUUGAGAAAGAGAGUCAUGAUCUGAGGCCUGCACUCCUUUCCUCCUCUUCUAAUAUCACUGAAUAUGUUGAGAAUUGGUUAGAAAAAGCCCUCCCAACUGUGUUCCCAGACCCAGUGGAGGAAACUCAAAAUGUGGAGACAUCAACAAUGUCUCCGGUAGAAACUGAGGGAGACGUUGUUCCAGAUGUGUCAGAAUUUAAUUGUGAAAUGGAUACUGAAGAAGAUGAGUCUUCUUUUUUUAAGGAAAAAACACAAAUACCAAGUAGUCCAUCUUUGGAAACGACUGCAUUUCCAAAUAGAACAUUUGAAAAUAUAGCAACACAGAUCAACCUGGCUUUGGAAAACACAACAUUACCAUGUCCUUCUGACCCAUCUUUGCAAAAGACUCCAUUACACAGUGAUACUACACAGGAAAGGUUGCCCAUUAAUCCCUCAGUGGAAAAGACACAUUUCUCCAAUGAUCUCUCUGUCUCUCCUACUACAAUAAUCUCAGUAGAAAAGCCAUCACCAUCUGACAGUCAUUCAUUGGAAGAAAAAUCAACACCUAAAGAUAUCUCAGAGGAGAAUCCACCAAUCACAAAUGGUCUGUCAUUGGAAAAUAAAUCUGUUCCAAAUAGCUCCUCAAUAGAGAAGACCCCAGUCUCAAACAGUCUCUCGCCUGAGAAGACACCACUGCCUGCUAAAACACAGACGGAGAAGACACCAUUAUCCAACAAAGUCUUAGAUGUGUCUUCCGUAGCUUGCAGUCCUUCAUAUUUAAUGUGUUCAUGUCUAGGUGAUGAAGAACAACCCUUAUCAAGCAGCCCUUCAUCAGAUGAGGCUCCAUUACCUACUGGCCAUGUAUCUGAAAAGACAACAUUGUUCAACCACUCCACUCUGAAAGAAACACCAUCACCUAAACUCUCAACAAAAAAGACACGAUUGGUCAGUAAUCUCUCCCUGGAAAAGCAACUAUCACUCAGAAAAGCUUCAGCUGAGAAGUCUUCAAUAUCCAGUGAUCCUACUGUGGAAAAGGUGUUGGUGGACAAGGCACCAAUCUCCAAUGGUCUCUCAUCUGAGAAGACAUUACUGCCUGCUAAAACCCUGAUAUCCAACGUCUUAGAUGAGGCUCCAUUAGCUAGUAGUCCCUCAUGUUUCAUGUCGACAUCACCUACUAGUCCCACAUCAGAUGAAAGACCUGUAUCAAUCUGCCCCUCAUCAGAGGAGGCUCUAUCACCCACUGGCCAUGUGUUGGAAAAAACAACAUUGUUCAACCCCUCCACUCUGAAAGGACCAUCAACACCUAAACUCCCAAUGAAGAAGACACGAUUGAUCAGUAAUCUCUCCCUAGAAAAGCAGCUAUCACUCAGAAAAGCGUCAGUGGAGAAGUCUUCAAUACCCAGUAAUACUACUUUGGAGAAGGCCCAGCUAUCAAAUCCUGUUCAAAUCACAGUCGAAAAAACACCACUACCUAACAGUCACUCAUUGGAAGAGACAUCACUACCAAAUAAGUCAUUACCCAGUGAUUCCACUUCAGAAAAUACCCAAUUAUCUAGGAGGACACCACUACCAAUAAAUGUAUCUUUGAAAACAUCAUUACACAACGUCUCACCUGAAAUAACAACAUUACCCACAACUCUUGUGACGAGAAAUACAUCAGCUCCCAGUAAUCUCUCUUCAGAAAAGAUACCUGUACCUAGUAAUCGCACAUUGACAAAUAGACUGUUACCGUAUUCUCAGUCAUUGGAAAUAGUGUCACCACCAAUGAGUCACAAGGCUAAAAAGAAGCCAGUAUCUAGAAACCAAUCCCUGGAAAGCAAACCACCACCAGUAAGUCCCACUUUGAAAACACCAAUAUCGCCAAAAUCAACACCAGUACACCUCAAUUCCUCUAUGAAGAAGAAGCCAAUACCUCCCAGUCCCGCUUUAGUGAAUCAUGAAGAGACGAAUGGUGAUGAUAAGCUGAGCAAUUCAGAUCAGGGAAACAGUACGAAAGUAACAGCAGAGGAGCCCCUAACAAAAACACAGAUACCGUCACACACAGACAAACUGCCUCCCCAGCCAGACAUGAAACCUGUGCUAGAGAAGCUCUGUUUCUCAAUUCGGUCAAUUAGACAAAUCACACACAACAAUCAUCCAUCUUGUCUUGAAAAGUCAAACAGCUUGCCUGAUUUCUCCUCCCAUGUGGCCUCUACAUUUGGGUCAUCUACUAAAGCUCUCCUUUCUUUCUUAUCUGUUAUAACCUUAAAGGAAAGCUUCACUAACUGGAACAUACCUGAACUGAAUGCAAACAGUGUAAGCUGUGCUGAGGCUUUGAAAAUGAUGGAGUCUCUGAGAGAAAUUGCCAACAUAGAGGAUGCAGAGGAGUUGAAAGCUAGUCUGUCAGAAUUGCAGAAGUCAACUUCCACACAACUGCUGCAAAGUUGGAAGGGUUUCCAGGAACUCAACGACAAAGACAGAAGUCGCAGCUCAACACCGAACAGUUCAGAGCACAAUGUCUUGUUUGAGACAUGCCCAGAGGAGGACUACAACAUUGAAGAAAAGGCAUUGGAUAUCGAUGAGCUAAUACAUGAGUUUGACUUGCCUGAAAAGCUCAAAGAAGCAUUGGCAGCCCUUCCAACCAGCGUAAGUGAAAGCAUGGAGGGGGAUGAAAUAGAAAUGUCUAAAGAAGUGAAUGAAAAAGUGGAGUCCUCCCCAGAGUCAACUGCAGUCCCUAAGGAAGAGGCUUCCAAUUAUAAUGUUCUUAAUAAUGAUGCUAAUGUUGAUGUUAAAUCCAUCAUUAAAAGCUUUAUAACUAUUUACCAUCCCAAAGAGGUGACUGAAAUUAAAAUGUCACCAAUCCCAGAGAGCCAAAGCAGUAGGCAAGAGCAGCCCUUCUCCUCAGAAGAACAAAACUUUAAAGAGGAUUUUACUUGUCACAGAAACAGACAGGUAGCGAAUAAGGAAGGUUCUGAACUUGAACAGGACAACUGGGAAGAAGAGGCUAAAUGUUGCGACAAACAGAUUGACCAUGAUGAAGAACAGACAUCCUCAGAGAUAGAGCAGGCUUACAGUUUAGCAUUGCAUGAUGGCUAUUCGGAACCACAAGCGUCUCCCGUGGAGACCAAAGAGAAGGAUGGGGACAUACAGUCAAGCUAUGUGGGGGAGGAAGAAAGCUUUGAGGAAGAGCAGGAAUACGAUAUUGUGAAUGCACUUGUGGAGCAGGAGAACAAAUGUAUGGAGCUGCAGCUUAGCAAUGAGGACAGAGAGUCCACUGCUGAACAAACCCAGGUUAGCUCAAACCACCAUGAGGAGUCAGAAGUUACACUUGUUGAGUUGAAGGUUAGCAGUGAGGAGGAGGAAAGCUUGGAGGAAGGGCAGGAAUACUACAUUGAGAACCCACAUGUGGAGCAGGAGAUCAAAUGCAUGGAGCUGCAGGUUAGCUGUAAGGAAAGCUUAGAAGAAGACCAGGCUAGCUCGGAGGAAGAACAGAAAUAUCAUGUUGAGGACCAACUAAGCCAUGUGGAGUCAGAAAAUACAUGUAUGGAGGAGGGAUGCUUGGAGGAAGAGCAGCAAUGUCACAUAGAGAAUCAGCCAAGCUGUGUGGGGCUGCAGGUUAGCUAUGAGGAAAGAGUGUCCACCCUCGAGGAGCAGGCUACCUCAGACGAAGAACAUGAGUGUCACAUAGAGGAUCAGCCAAACCAUGAGGAGCCAGAGGUCAAAUGCUUGGCGCUGCAGGAUAGCAGUGAGGACGGAAAGUCAACCCCUGAAGAAGACCAGGCUAUCUCAGAUGAAGAGCUGGAACAUCAUGUUGAGAACCAACCAAACCAUGAAGACCCUAAGAUUAAAUGUAUGGAUGUAAAGGUUAGCAGUGAGGAAAGCGUGUCUAGUCUUGAAGAAGCGCAGGCUAGCUCAGAGGAAGAGCUAGAACGUCACAUUGAGAACCAACCAAGUCAUGAAGAGAAGGGGGUUAAAUGUAUGGAGAUGCAGGUUGGUAGAGAAGAAAUAGAGUUCACCCCUGAAGAAGACAAGGCUGGCUUAGGGGAGGAAGAGGAAAGCCAAGCAGAUGACUUGAGCUAUGCAAAUGCACACAUUAACGUGCAGGAUGAGCAGACUCACUUAUGGGUGGAGCAGACUACUCAAAAAGAAACAGAGUAUACUGUCAGAGAAAUACUGCCUAGCUUGUUCAAACAGCAUUCUAAUGCUGACAGGAUGGAUAAGGAUAGUGGGAAGAACAGUGAGCAGCAUGUUUGCUUCGAACAACAAACUGAUACUGCAGAAGAAGCCAACUUUGAGGAUAAUCAGUGUAGCUCAGAGGAGAAGCAAGUAAGCUAUGAAGAGAAGCUGUCUGGCUCUGUUAGUGUAGAGGAGCCAUACCCAGAGGAGGAGUAUCAGGAAACCUUCUUAGAGGAAGAGCCUUCUGAAGAGGAUACACAUUAUGAAAAGACUGAAGCAAAAACAACCAACUGUAUUGAGGAACCAUUACCAUCUGUAGCAGAGCGAGUAAAACUACUGGAUAAGAAGAUUGCUGAUGUAGAGCAAAGGAAAAUCAUUACUAUAGAGACAACUGGCAUCAAACCGUUUGGCCAAAUAGAGGUUCCUGCUGUCUCAGACGGUGAUGAUUUAACAAACGUAUCCCAUCUACUUAAUGAACAAGCGGCGCUUGACAAGUUAAUGGAGGAAGCAUCUGAGAUGCACACAACCAAUGAUGUUAUUAAUGAUGUCAAAGAGCAAGACAAAGCUCCUGUGCACACUUUUAAAAGGACAACGUGGCCUAUAAAUACGUCAGAGACUGUAGUCAUGUCCCCACCAGCUCCACGAUCCUCCUCGUUGGCAUUUAGCUAUGAUGGCUGUAUAACUAGAGAACCUGACGUAAAUAGGGUCAAGUCAAUAAAGGAAUUGUUUAUGGCAAAAAGUGUUGUGGACAUUCAGUAUGGACAAACAAGACUACCCAGCCCAAACACCUCAGAUCUGUCUGACAACAGACCAGAGACUUCUGACAGUGGAGGUCAUCGAUCACAGACGUCAACUGAGACGUCCAGUGGUGAGUAUGAUUCAGUGAAGAAAUCCAUCACCAAAGGUGUUGUCAGGAGAACAAUCGAAAGGCUUUAUGGAAAGAAAGAUACAAAUGUCAAAGACCCUGCCAGUAAAAGUCAGCACCCAUCUCUCCUGAAACCACAGUCCAGAGAAUUACCUAGUAAGAUCAGCCUUUCCCCAUUCCAUAAUGCACAGAACAAAGUGAUAUCUGACUUAUCAUACUUCAAUGCCACAAGCUCUUUUGGCACAUACAGUGAUCCAACGCGGUGUAUCGCCUUCAAUGCACAGGUCGGGCCUGGAGACUUUUUCCUGAUAGACAAAGACAGGUGGCUCCUCAGAGAGAGCGUGAUCAGAAAGUCUGUCUCAGAGCCUAUUGACAUAAACAAGAACACAUCUGCAUCAACUGAAGAUGUGUGCAAAGAUACAAAAGAAGACCCUUACUCCCUUUUCGGCCACACUGAUUUGGAGGACAUAGUGAAAUCUGUGAAGCCUUUGGUGCCAAAGUGCACCUAUUUCAACCUGCCUCACGGAUGUGACUCAGACCCGCACCAGGAUGACCUAAGCCCUGUCAGUGCUAAGGGUGACGUCUCAAAGGACAGUAAAGACAAGGCAGAGGAACCCAAACAGUGGGCUGAGAAGAAUGGAACACUGCCAGCUUUUGCCCCUACUGACUUCAAGAUGCCAGAUAAUAAAGUGCACCCUCUGAUAGAAGGCCCGGGAGGUGGAAAGGUUGUGGUGGUCCAGCCUGGCAAACGUCAGCCUGGCAAAAGUCAGACAGAUGUCAAGAAAAUUCCACAGGAGCCAGAUGCACUAGAGAUGCUCUACUUCUCCUGUGGCCAGCAUUGCCCCAUCCUGUGA